This is a messenger RNA of Quercus lobata, 1017 nucleotides long. RefSeq lists its product as uncharacterized. Bases 352 to 978 code for a protein of 208 amino acids. Lineage: Eukaryota; Viridiplantae; Streptophyta; Magnoliopsida; Fagales; Fagaceae. The transcript is spliced from 4 exons. The record is from RefSeq and is a predicted model, not a curated record.
CCGGUGUUUACCAAAAAAAAAUUCUAUAUUUUCUACAUACUGUAAAAACCCACAACGAGAGAGAAAGGGAGAGAGGAAAGAAAUCAAACCCCAGCCCGCCUAAAAUUUCAUGCCCUAGCCACCGCCGGUAAUAGUCCAAGCCGUAGCUACCGCCGGCGACGGCACAACAGCUAGCAGCCGCCGACGACAGCCACUACCCUAGCAGCCGCCGGUGACAGCCACUGACUCGCCUCCCUCAUCCUCUCGCACAACCACUGACUCGCCUUUCUCAUCCUCUCGCACAACCACUGACUCGCCUUCGUCCUCCCAUCUCAGGAAAAUGGGGUUAAUCUCCAGAAAGAUUUUCCCAGCAUGUGUGUUUGUUGUCCUGCUUUGAGAUCAAGCUCUCGAGAACCCGUUAAGCGAUACAAAAAACUGCUUGCAGAAAUCUUUCCUAAGUCUCUUGAUGGCCCUCCAAAUGAAAGAAAAAUUGUUACGUUAUGUGAAUAUGCUGUAAAAAACCCGGUUUGGAUCCCAAAGAUUGCAAAGUAUCUUGAAGAAAGGUGCUACAAAGAACUGCGAGUUGGGCACAUCAAGUUCAUCAAUAUUGUGUGGGAAAGGUUUACGAGACUGGCAGCCGAGGAAGAAGCAGCCAAAAUUGAGAGGGACAAUGCACGACAAAUGGAAACAGAAGCAUUAGAGCGGGAACGUAUAGCCAAGCGCAGAUCUGAGAAGUAUAGAGUCGCAGCCCGAAUUGCUGAGGAGAAAGUGCACAAGUUUAGGAUUGCUUUGAUUACGUCUUGGGUUGUAUUUUGUUGUUCUCGCAUAAGUUCUACCAUUAAGAAGUAUUGUAGAAAUAUAUUUUUCUUUUGGAUGCAUAAACUUCCAACAUUUACCUUUAGCAGCCACUUGUAUGAUUCAAAAAUUGUUUUGAAUGGAAGAUUUUGCUUGGGUAUUAUCUUAUUCAUUACACUUCGGCCUCAACUUGCAUCCUUAUAGAAUUUGUGGAUGCAAGUUUUAGGUUCCUAUUGAGGGAAA